AUGAAACCAUCAUCAUCUUCAACAAAUAACGCGACUGAAAUUUCUGAAAACAGUGUUGUCAAAAUCGCCAAAACUACAAUUGAAAAUGAAUUUUAUAAUGAUGAUAAAGGUUCUAUUAAUACGUCAUCUAAAGAAAUAAAUAAUGUACAAAAUUUUUCUACUCUAAAUAAAAAAAUACCCUUGGCCUCUCAAAAAUAUAUCAUUACUCCUGAAUUUAUUUUGUCUUGGAUUCAAAAAUAUAGAAGACCAACUAAUGAAGUUCCUCCAAAGCUUAUAGUCACAUAUGGAAAAGAUUUCAAGUUUCUUGGGAGAGAAGAAACAGCAGAACAGCUUUGGAAUGGAACUUUAAAUAAAAAUGGUGUUAAAAAACGUUAUUAUGCACACCAGAAUAAAAUUAAGGAUUGUAAUUUUCAUCCAAUUCCAUUCAUUGCAGCAGGAUGGACCACAUCAUUAGAAUUCUUUUAUCAACAAUGCUCUGAAUAUGCAGUUAAUACUGUUGAUUUUUUACAGGUUAUGACUGAUGUUUGUGUAUUAUUAUUAAAUGAACAUUAUGAACUUGAGGAAUUCACUCAUGAUAAUUCUGAUAUUAUUGCUGGUUGUCUGCUGGAUGAAAUGAUGAUUCUUGAUGAAAGAAUAAAGGAGCUAAAGCAAUAUGGAAUUGUAGUUUUAGAGGAGGCUCAUAAUUAUCCUGGACAUGUAUAUUUGCAUUUGCCAUAUAUCAUGAUUUGGUGCAUAGCUAGAGUAUCAAACAAGUCAAAUAAAUUGUACCAAUUCUGGAAACCAAUGAUUGAAUCUGAUGAAUUAUUUCUAUGGCAAAACUGGGAGGAUUUUAAUGUUAGAUUUUUGGCAUUAAAGUUUUGCUUGCUCUCUGUUUAUGGUUAUAAAGAAAUUAAAGCAUGUGACUUUUUAAAAAAUGCAUAUUGUGGUGAUAUUAUUAAAAACAUUACCAUAAAGAUUCCAGAUUGGAAAGAUGUUGAGGUUUGUUUCAUAAAAGAAAGAUUUCCAGUGAAUGGUUCUUGGACAGUCAUAGAUAUGUAUUCCAAUGAGAAGCUUUUCAUAAAAGAAAAAAAACUUACAGUUUAUAAAAAUGGAGAAUCAGCACCAUUUGAUGGGUUUAGUUAUAUUCAACUUAAAACUACCAAUAACAAAGAUGCAAUUAUGGCUUGUUUACAGACUAAAUGGAGAAAAUUAGAAACUGUACAACCUCAGAAGAUUACAGCUAAUAUGAUUACCAAAGAAUAUGAAUCUACAAAAAAGACACUUAUUGAUAAGCUUAACCUUCAAGAUAAUGAUUUUAUUUUUAUUUUAUUAUCAAUAUGUCCACUGAGUGAAGAAAUUGAUCUUGGGACUAUGUCUAAAGAUGUUAAAAAUGCUGCUUUAAUAUGCAAGAACAAUUUUUGUGACUUUUAUGCACAGGAAAAAGUUAAUGUUAAUACAGCUAAAUUUUGGGAAUUAAGAUUAAUAAAUGGAGUUGGUGAAAUUUUGGCAAAUGAUAUUGUUGAAAAAUGUAAAAGAGAUCAUUUUGUUGAUGAAGAUGAUUUAUGUAGAUGCACAAAGUUUCCAAAACAUGCUGUGUCAUUGGUUAAAUUUAAAUGA
Messenger RNA from Entrophospora candida, 1596 nucleotides. The record is from the annotation of a GenBank genome assembly. NCBI's taxonomy places the organism in Eukaryota, Fungi, Glomeromycota, Glomeromycetes, Entrophosporales, Entrophosporaceae.